This is a messenger RNA of Ilex paraguariensis (yerba mate), 306 nucleotides long. The record is from the annotation of a GenBank genome assembly. Lineage: Eukaryota; Viridiplantae; Streptophyta; Magnoliopsida; Aquifoliales; Aquifoliaceae.
GUAUUUUAUGAUUUUUUGAUACUCUUGGCUUUGCUGGGUCCUCUCUCAUGUCGCCCAGACCAUGUGCCAUCUCUGGCAUCGCCUCCUAUUCCAAAGCAGUGCCCAACGUCCAAGCAGUCCGCCGUUUGGCGACCUCGCCCAGCUGUCCACUUGACGUCAUGUCACCCAACACCAUGGAUUCCUCUUCGCUCCUCAACUCCACUGCCUAGACCUUGGGCCCCACCAACAAGAGAACUAGCCCCAGGGGCAUCACCUACAAAGUCAGCAGCAUGGGUGCCACCUUUGCCUCCAAGGUCCACCUUUUAG